Molecule: messenger RNA, 661 nt
Organism: Drosophila virilis
Lineage: Eukaryota; Metazoa; Arthropoda; Insecta; Diptera; Drosophilidae
Product: venom peptide HsVx1
Source: RefSeq, a predicted model, not a curated record
ACAUCCGUUGCCAUAUAAAAAGCCGAAUUCCCAGCACUCGAGCAGCUCAAACGUAGAACGAAAAAAACUCGCGAUGCACAAACGGAAGCUGGCAAUUUGUUGGUCUCUGAACGGAUUGCUCCUGUUGCUGCUGGCAGCUCCAUUGCACGGCUUUAGCACUCAGUAUCGCGGCAAUACGCAGCAUCCCACCCUAGCGGAGCAUUGCUACUAUGCGGAACUGGAGCUGGCCGUGCCGCGCAAUGGCACCGUCUUUCCGUUGGAUCGUCUCGAUUUUUGUGCCCAGGUGUAUUGCCGUGAGGACUAUGUGCUCAUGAUCAAGCACUGCGAUCGCAUGCAACUGGCCGAUGGAUGUCAUUUUACGCCCAACGACUAUACAAAACCGUAUCCGGAUUGCUGUCCCACGCGUAUUUGUUCCGGCGCUUGAUUCCCCCAACUUUUGACAAGAGCAUCCAGACACGGGCCACGCUAUAUAUAUAUAUAUAUAUAUAUAUAUUUUCAGUUUUCCUGGCACUUACAAUAACGAUUUGCAUAUUUAACCGGAGGAUAAAUAAUUAACUGGAAAAUAUUAGAGGAUGAAAUACAAUUCUUCCUUAAAACUCGAUUCUAGACUAAAAAUAAAAGUGAGAAGGAUAUAUACUGAAAAUAUACUAAGAAAAAAUGG